AUGUCGAACGGAGGAUCUUCAACAGAUCAACAGACGGAGUUGAUGCAGAAGAUGCGUGAAGAGUUUCUACACCAGUUUGACAUACUUCGUCAAGCAAACGAAGUUAGCGUAGCUCAGAUCGCUUUGCUUCAACAGCAGAAUAACACUUUGAAAAUGGCGAUGGCUCAGUUGGCACCACCGCCACCACCAGGUGAUACGACAGCACCUCCUAAUCAGAAUAUUCCUCUAGGUAACGGGCCUCAACCUAAUGGGGCACGACCUAAUGAGGCUCAGCCAAAUGAGGUUCAGAAACAGCAGAGGGCAAGAUCCAAGGCAGUCGCUUCAGACAACUUCCCUCGUCGCACGCAGGACGAGCAAGCCGUGUCUAGCCAUAAGCUCACAGUAUGGUCCAAUGAUAUUCUAGAUGGUGCAGGUGUUCAGGAUGCCUUUGAUGAGAAAAGACUCCUGAAGAUUCAGACACCCGCUGAGAUGGCCAAAGAGCACAAAAACUCCCUGGUGAAGACUCUUUUCACUGACGAUGUGUAUAUGGUUGAGAGGCCCAAGAAAUUUAUCAUGCCUUCUUUUACUCAGUUUGACGGUACGGGAGAUCCUUCUCGGCACCUGAAUCAUUACGCCCAAAAGAUGGCUUUGGAUGACAGUAAUGACCUUUGGAUGUGUAGAGUUUUUCCUACCAGUUUGACAGGAGCAGCACUAGAGUGGUUCAGGAAUAGGCCACACAAGUCCAUCCCGGAUUACGUAACUCUGUGCACCAUGUUCCUAGAACAAUACUGCGGAAAUAAGAAGCAAAAGAAGAGUAUUGCUAGCCUCUUCACCGUAAGGCAAAAGAAAGGAGAAACACUGCAGAAUUUCUCAUCUAGAUUCAACAUGGAAGCCUCGGAAAUAGUAGACUGUCAUCCCGCGACUGCUAUAGAAACAUUUAAACUUGCAAUGAUUCAGGGGACGAAGUUUCAUCCUUCUUUGGUCCAGAUCUACAUCCGGCUCGAGGAAAAUGUAGCCCACCGAGCGUAUCACGCCACCCUUGUGACAGUGGAGAACAAGCCUCGGGAGAGAAUUCUAAAUUCAAAAAUCCAAAAAAGCCAGCGCACCUCAACGCCGAUCACCCAGGCACCUGAGAAGAGGCAAAGGAUAGAGGAAGGGUUUACACCUCUCCAAACUACCUUGGCUCUGCUCUUCCAAGAGAAUAAGAUGAGGUUCACAGCCCCACAGCCAAUGAAGCAAACCCUGGAGCAGAGGGACAAAAGCAAGCAUUGCGCUUAUCAUCGAGAUUACGGGCAUUCAACCAAUGAUUGCAGAUCCCUUAGGCGACAAGUGGAAAAUAUGAUAGCCAGAGGUGAGUUGGCAGAUUACCUCAUGACGAAGGAGUAUGUGAAGCCCCGCGAGGUCUAUCCUCGCAAGGUAGAAGGUACUCAAGUAAAGGUCAUUCAUGCAAUACAUGGCAGAUCUGAAGAUGAUCAAGAGUCUGAGGAGGUAUACAGAUCCAGAUUGAGGGCAACCCAUAAGCUCAGGAAGAUAUCCUCUGUUAAUGCUAUCGUUUCAGGCAACAUCAGUAUUGGAUUCGGCGAUGGCGACCUAUCCAGAGUUCAACUCCCCCGCGAGGAUCCAUUGGUCAUCAGUCUUUUAGUGGUGAAUUGCAUGAUCAAGAGGGUUUUAAUAGACCCAGGAAGUAGUGCCAACAUUAUCACAAAGGCGGUAUUUGAGCAGCUAAAGAUCCUGUCAUCAUCUAUUCGACCUACCUCCAGCCCAUUGAUGGGGUUCGAUGGCACAAGAGUAGAUCCCCUUGGGGUAAUAGACUUAUCCGUAACUGCAGCGAAGAGGACUUUGAAGGAGAACUUUGUUUUAACAGAGAUCCACCCUUCCUAUAAUCUCAUCAUGGGAAGAGGCUGGAUACACCGAAUGAAAGGAGUUCCGUCCACCCUUCAUUAG
This is a messenger RNA of Cornus florida, 1923 nucleotides long. RefSeq lists its product as uncharacterized. Bases 1 to 1923 code for a protein of 640 amino acids. The record is from RefSeq and is a predicted model, not a curated record. Lineage: Eukaryota; Viridiplantae; Streptophyta; Magnoliopsida; Cornales; Cornaceae. The transcript has 2 exons.